AUGGAGGGAGUUGGGAAGGUGAAGAAGGGCGCCGGAGGGAGGAAGGGAGGCGGGCCAAAGAAGAAGCCGGUCUCCAGGUCCGUCAAGGCGGGGCUCCAGUUUCCGGUAGGGAGGAUCGGCCGCUACCUGAGGAAGGGCCGGUACGCGCAGCGCGUCGGCACCAGCGCUCCGGUGUACCUCGCCGCCGUGCUUGAGUAUCUCGCCGCCGAGGUGAGUGAUGUCCCCGUUCCUCCUGUUCUUUUCUCUGAGAAGCUUUGUUCCGUCGCCUCCUUUGUUAUUGUUUUCAGUGAGUUUGAUCUUGGAUCUAGGUUCUGGAGCUGGCCGGGAAUGCCGCGAGAGAUAACAAGAAGAACCGGAUAAUCCCUAGGCACGUCCUCCUCGCGGUAAGAAACGACGAGGAGCUCGGGAAGUUGCUCAAUGGCGUCACCAUCGCCCACGGUGGCGUGCUCCCCAACAUCAACCCGGUGCUGUUGCCCAAGAAGACCGAUAAGGCCUCCAGGGAGGCUGCCUCCCCCAGCAAAGCCACAAAAUCCCCGAAGAAGGCCUAG
Molecule: messenger RNA, 548 nt
Organism: Spirodela intermedia
Lineage: Eukaryota; Viridiplantae; Streptophyta; Magnoliopsida; Alismatales; Araceae
Source: the annotation of a GenBank genome assembly